Messenger RNA from Pundamilia nyererei, 1744 nucleotides. RefSeq names its product bystin-like (gene bysl). The record is from RefSeq and is a predicted model, not a curated record. Gene Ontology annotation, biological process: rRNA processing. The coding region runs from base 140 to 1447 and encodes 435 amino acids. Gene Ontology annotation, molecular function: snoRNA binding. The transcript is spliced from 7 exons. NCBI's taxonomy places the organism in Eukaryota, Metazoa, Chordata, Actinopteri, Cichliformes, Cichlidae. Gene Ontology annotation, cellular component: preribosome, small subunit precursor; cytoplasm; nucleolus.
GCGUCACUUCCUUCUCCCCGGACCUACACACGUGUUGAAGCAGUGACUGUUUACAGUGUUUGGUGAGGUCUGUCCCGUAGCUCGCACAUGUCCACGGGAACAUCCACACUGUGGUCACAGCUGAAGUAAAACCGCAGCGAUGCCAAAAGUCAAACGAUCCAAAGGUGGAGGAGAGAAGAGCGGAGCCGCGCCAGUGGCGCUGGCCGACCAGAUCCUGCAGGCGGACAUUGUCCGAGCCAAAGGCCGGGUCAAGAUCAGAGACACCCGGGAAGAAAGCGACGACAAGUACGUGGACGAGCGGUUGUCACGGAAAAUCUUACAACAAGCCCGCAUUCAACAAGAGGAACUUCAGACCGAAUAUGGGCUGGCACCAGAAAAGAAGAAAGCACCAGUCACUGUUCUCGGGCCUGAGUCUCAGGAUGCAGACUCUGAUGAAGAAUGGCCGGCGCUAGGAGCAGCAGGUCCUGCAGAUGUUGAGUACGAUGAAGAAAUCGUCGUUGACGCUGAAGAUGAGAAGGCCAUCGAGAUGUUCAUGAACAAAAACCCUCCAGUGAGACGGACGUUAGCCGACAUCAUUAUGGAGAAGAUCACAGAGAAGCAGACAGAGGUGGGCACGGUGAUGUCAGAGGUUUCCGGGUGUCCGAUGCCACAGCUGGACCCAAGAGUAACAGAAGUGUACAGAGGUGUCGGUAAGGUUCUGUCGAAAUACCGCAGCGGCAAACUGCCAAAGGCCUUUAAAAUAAUACCCGCGCUUUCAAACUGGGAGCAGGUUUUGUAUUUGACUGACCCCGACUCCUGGUCGGCAGCUGCUAUGUACCAGGCGACGAGGAUAUUCUCGUCCAAUCUGAAAGAGCGAAUGGCCCAGAGGUUUUACAACUUAGUGCUGCUGCCUCGAGUACGGGAUGAUAUCGCAGAAUACAAGCGACUGAACUUUCACCUUUACAGCGCCCUGAAGAAGGCCCUGUUCAAACCGGGAGCAUGGUUUAAAGGUAUCCUGAUUCCUCUCUGUGAAUCUGGGACAUGCACUCUCAGGGAAGCCAUCAUCAUCGGGAGUAUCCUCACGAAGUGCUCAAUUCCCGUGCUGCACUCCAGCGCUGCAAUGCUUAAGUUGGCAGAGAUGGAGUAUAAUGGUGCCAACAGCAUUUUCCUGCGCCUCCUGCUCGACAAGAAGUACGCCCUGCCUUUCCGUGUUCUGGAUGCCUUGGUGGCCCACUUCCUGUCCUUCCGCAGUGAAAAACGCGAGCUUCCUGUGCUGUGGCAUCAGAGUUUACUCACCUUGGCUCAGCGCUACAAGGCUGACCUGGGGUCUGAACAGAAGGAAGCACUGCUGGAGCUGCUCAAGAUACAAACACACCCACAGAUCUCUGCAGAGAUCCGCAGGGAGCUGCAGAACUCGGAGUCGAGGGACAUUGAAAUCGGGCUCCCUGUUACAGUGGAAAUGGACUGAUUUGGUUCGGUUUUCUUCCUUAGUAAUGUUUCCUCAGCGUGAAAAAAAAAAUCUUGGAUUUUCAAUAUUCUUCUUGUCAUGGGAUAAAAGAGUUUGGAAAGAUCAGUGUCUUGGAGUUCGCACAUUUGGAAAUGCACAUCACUAGUGAUACUGCUAAUGUAAUUUCGUAUCGUCACGCUCAAGCUUUUUCUCUACAGAUGCAGAGGAGUGGUCACGUGGCUUUUCUGUUCAUCUAAAUAAGAACAGCUCUGUUGUUAUGAAGCAGAACAUUGAUUAAAAACGAACUGAAUCUUUAAA